GUGCAAAUAGAGAUAACGGGGCGCUGACUGAGGCUAAAUCUUUUUAUACUGACAUGUUAGUGCAAUGACUUUUGCGUAAUAGUAAACCUGGGACUACGAUCCCAGCGAAAAGACAGGGUCUGUGGGGACAGAACAAUAAUACCAGUCUACUUUGGAAUAAGGAGCGCAAGACGGCUAAUUCAGUUGGCUAAACUUUUUUAAGCGAGACAGCGAAGCUGAGUUAUCUAAAACACAACGGUGGAAGAGCAAGUUUAUCCUUUUAAAGAUGAGCUUGUUGUCUGCCAUUGACACCAGCGCCUCAGUGUAUCAGCCUGCUCAGCUUCUAAACUGGGUUUAUCUGUCUCUACAAGACACCCACCAGACCAGUGCCUUUGAUGCCUUCAGACCCGAACCCAACUCUUCCCAUCCGGACCUUAACUACACCAAGCCUCCCGCGGCCGCUGACUUGAGCUCGUCCCUAAAUUCCAACUAUCUCAACAACUUCUUUCAGCUCCAGAGGAAUGAGGCCUUGAAUAGCAACCUGUACAAAAACGUCUCUCCCUACGGAUCCCUAAACAACAUUGUGGAUGGGCUGAACUCCCUGACGGACCACUUCUCUGACCUCUCCCUCUCCUCUGAGCCACGCAAGCCCAGCAAACGACCGCCGCCAAACUACCUGUGCCACCUCUGUUUCAACAAGGGACACUACAUCAAAGACUGCCCCCAGAUUUUCCUAUUACAGGCCCGGCCUAAGGGUGAAGGACUGACUCCGUAUCAGGGAAAGAAGCGCUGCUUUGGAGAGUACAAGUGCCCCAAGUGCAAGAGGAAGUGGAUGAGCGGGAACUCGUGGGCCAACAUGGGACAGGAGUGCAUCAAGUGCCACAUCAACGUUUACCCUCACAAGCAGCGACCUCUUGAGAAACCUGAUGGCCUGGACGUGUCGGACCAGAGCAAGGAGCACCCCCAGCACCUGUGCGAGAAAUGUAAAGUCCUAGGCUACUACUGCCGACGUGUGCAAUAACCCUCCCAGUCGUCCACCAGGCUAUCUAACCACCAUGCACCCUCCCCACCCCACCCCACCCCACCCACUUAUGUCCAGGUUUUGGCCUCCUCCUCCUCCUCCUCCUCCUCAAAGUGCUCUUAGCCGAAGUGAAAUGUGCCAAAAUAUGCCUUUAUUCUGUCCAAUGCCACCAUGGCUUUCAAACAGCGUUCAUUGUAUCCAAAUUUGUGUUUAACACAAGUAUUUUUAAGAGGUAUUUUUGUUUUACAUGUUAUCACUGACAGUAUUGCUUCCCUACGUGGGACACAGCGGAUUACCUCACCGCUAGGUCUGUGUUUUGUCGAUUAUUUUUUUUAUUGUGUUUACAGAGAUCUGUGUUUGUCGUCCCUGCCUAAGUGAAUGAUGUAGGAUGUGCUGAGGAUCACUAAGUUUGUGAUAUUUGGUCAAAUCCGCAAGACAAUUUGUUGUCUUGUGUUGUUUUUUUUUUUUUUUAGCUCUUUGGGUCUACAGCACAUCAAUAUUAACUGUGAAUUAACAGAGGGAUAAUGGACUGUUCAUCCCUGGCUUCUUGUGUUGCAUAUUUAUUUUGUGUUAUGUUUGUGACAGUGCAAUUGAAUCAGUCUAAGUGGGAUACACACACGCAUACACAUGCACGUGCACAGACAGACACAGACAGACAGACAGACAGACAGACAGACAGACAGACAGACAGACAGACAGACAGACAGACAGACAGACACACACACACACACACACACACACACACACUUCCAAUUGCAAUUAGAAACUACUGUAGAAUAGGAUUGUCUCGUUUCAUUGGAGCUGUCAGGUAGGUCCCUUUAUGAUUGAUUUACAGUAUAGGGUUUGAUGUGUUUAUAGACACUACAUACCUUAUUCUUUUACUUUCGAAACAAUCAUAUUGUUCACUUUCAUUUACUUGCUUACCGAAGGCUUAUGAAUAAUCUUAAUCGUGACAGAAGCUUCUGUGCAAUACCUAAAAACCAUUUAUGCAUCGAUUACUGCGGAGAGAGAACGGAAAUUAUAAUUCCAUUCUGAGUCCAAUGUUUACCAUGGUUAGCAAAGGUCUGUGUUCACUAAUGCCACAACACUCUUGCCUUACGGAAACACUUUUAGAGUAUAUAUUAUACGACCAAGUUUAUUUAAUCCUCACAAAUAUGUAUAUAUGUUUUAUUAGGAGGAAAGGUUCUGUCUGAGAAUAGUUGAAAGCGUACCCCACCAGGCUAGAACAUUUUGAGAUGGAAAUGAACUAAUUUCAUUCAUAUUUCCCAUAUAUGAACUCUAAGCUGUGUGAUGAACUUGAAUACCAUAUAGUCUCGGCAUACUGCAUAGUAUACUAAGUAGUCUAGUGGUAUCACCAAAACGACGACUAUGACUAAAAUAGCAAAUAAAAACACCCCAGAACUACUCCCUGUUAGCUAUUUUGUGCACAUCUUUUGUGCAAACAACCAUUUGCUUUUCUAUUAAACACACAAGUAUUAAAAGUGGCAGUUCGGCCAUUGGUCCUUCCAAAACUGGGCAGACACACGUCAUGGAAGGCCUACACAUGUACAUACUGUAGUGCAUUUCAGUGGCCUACAUACAGUACAUUUGGAGGUGUAAACUCAACACUUUGAGGGUAGUAGCAACACCCUGAGUGUUAAAAUCUGUACACUGUACAGUGCAAAAAAUCACUCUAUAUGACUUAUACAACAGGGUGUGCAAAGCAAGAAGCGAACAACAGUAGGCUAUUCACAACAUAUAUAUAGUAUGCGCUGAGGAACUGAAUCAUAGUUGUAGGAUAUUAUGUGCAUUUAUUCCAGGUAGUUGUAGAAGAAUUUUAGAUACACACAGAAGAGUUAGGGAAAUGUAAUCAUUCUUUUAUAUGUUGUGUGUUGUUUUCAAGAAUAGAAAGAAAAGAAAAGGCUAUGUGUUGAGAUAGACAUGUCAAGAGGUGAAGAUGUGGAAAUUGUAGAGUCAAAAGGAAAGAUUUGUUUUUUUUAAUUGACAAAGUGGACAUUUUGAAAGUGUCUUUACAGGUGGAAAACAGGAUGUUGUAAUGUAAUGAGAUAGAUGUGAAAAGUAAAGGGAUCUGAGUAUGGGAGACUAGCCUUGUUGUGAUGAAAACAGUUUCCUUGGUGAUGCCUCAAAACUGAGCAUGAAGUAGGCUGGGGCCAGGCAAGAGGAAGACCACUGAAAAUGGCAAUGCUGAUUGUAGUUUAAAGACACGUUGUGAAAUGUCAUUCAACGUUAUCAUGUAUAGAUUACAUCAUAUAUUUUUCGAAAGCUUUUUGUUUUGUUUUGUUGAAAAGGCGUGAUAGUACAACAGAGUGAUUUCUCUUUAAAUAGAUAAAUAUGAACUGAGGCACAUUUGGUUGGAAAUAGAGUGUUUGUAACAACUUCUUUGCCAAUCACGAGUUUUGUGCCGUCAAAACAUUUAGUCACUGAAGUAAAAUCAGCUUGCAGUAUCAAACAGAAUAUAUAUAUAUAUCUGGGACAUAAAUGCAUUAAUUUUGAUUAAUUAAUCACACAAAAAUUAACGCGAUUAAAAAAAAAUAACUCAUUUUAAUCGCACUAUAAUAUAGCUACAUAGUUCUGGAUUAAUUCGCUGAACAUUUUUUUAAUCGAGUCCCAGCCCUAAUAUAUAUAUAUAUAGUGUAUAUGAAGGGAAACAUUUUGCGCGUCAUAUUGAUAAUUUUUAAGUGUUAAAAGGCGGUUGGUGAAGUCAAGUGUAAGGCAAGUUAAGAUGCGAGUUCAAAUGGGGUGAGAAUGUAACAAUCCUAGCAGCACUGAAAGUGUAAACGUAUUCCCCUCCUUUUCAAGAGAGAAAAGUCUUUCUUGUGGCAAAUCGCACAGUAGUCUGCCAUCUGAAUUGGCUAAAGAGAUGCUAUUUGAAACUCUUAAAUGAUGAAGUCAAGUGUCUUUACAAGGCUGAUGUCAAUGAAUCUGUUCAUGUGAUUAUUUUUCCUACAGUACUGUAUGUGCUUUAAGCUUUAAGUUUGUGAUGACUGACCCUUAGUUUGAAAGCAGCUGAGAGAGACUAGUUGAACUAUCUAUGGUAAUAUGGCCUCACUAAGGCCGGUAGGAGUGGUACAGUACAUUUGUGGUAUGCUAUAGCCAUCAGGCAUGGAGUUUUACAGACAAAGUUCAGCCGUGCAUGUUAUAGUGCUUAGAUGAUGGUCCAACUACAUGUGACUUUUUUGUAUUGCUCAUCAGUAUUGAAACACUGCCUUUCUACUAAAACGAUUAGCAUUUUGUUUUCAAUCAUCUGGUAUGUUUCACAGAUACUUCAGUAUUUUAAAUUCUGCCCCAUCUGAGAUGUCAGGUGGUCAGAGGUGAGGAUGAUGCUACCAUCCAUCUGAUGAAAUGGCAGGGAUUAAUAGUAUGCCAUGAUGUGCCUCAUGUGUACGCACUUUGCUCGAAUGCUAUGGGUUUUAGCCCAGACAAGAAAUUAUUGGCAUGCGCUACAAAUGACAUAUGCCAGGAUAAUUGACUAUUAAAACGACACAUACAAUACCCCUGAGUCAUCAGUUUACACUGAAAAUCAAUUUUAACGACCCUUAAGUAAAAAAAAAAAAGUUUAUGUUUUUCACGCAAGCAUGUUUUGCAUUUAGAGAAGAAAAGGGUUGACAGACAACUUAACAAGCCUGCAAUUUAUCCCCUUUUGUUUCUAAUCAUUUGCAGCACUGAGUAGUUGUUGAGAAUGCAGCCAAGACAGGCCUCGGUCUGUGUUUUUGGGAUCAAUCGUAAAUCUUCACAAAAGAAGUCCACAUACAACCUAGUGUUUGGACUUGGACGUUAAGCCACCAAUAGUCGGAGCUGCUUUACACUUAUCUCAGUCACCGGGAGCUUCAUUGGGGUUGUUUGUAUAGUAGGGUAUUUUUUUUCUGUGAACUCAGCUAGAGCUAGCUGGCUGGUAAUGAGAGACAAGAACUGUGGCUUUAGCAUCUAUAGCAGCUAGCAUCCGCCCCCCUCAUCCCACCCUGUGUUUUGGGGAACAGAUUGCGACAGUCAUGUAACUGUGCAUCUAAAGAAAGGCUUGGGGCAAAGUAGACUCAUAAUAUGGUCUGAUUGGAGUGAUUCGUGUAAUGAUUUAUACUUUAUUUUUUUUUGGAAUAAGGGUCUUCUUAGGUCCAAGGUGUUCUGUCAGGGAUGAGAUUAACUUUGCCCAGAAGCUCUUUUUUUAUUUUAGAAUGUCGAUCUUCAUCACACAGAAACUGGGUGAACUUAACGAGGCGAUGCAUAGGAGUUUUGUUUGAAAUCUCAAUGUAAUUAGAGAUACUAUAGAGUACAAUUGAAGUAACGAAGGAUAAUAUGGUAUAGCACAUGCAUAAAAUACAAAAUAUCCAAGUGCUUUUGCGAAUGUUUGUCUUGAAUUACAUACUUCUUACUUGACUUUUAUAGCUCAUUUACAGUACAGAAUUAUUUUCUAUGAAAGAUAUGUGUAUUUUGGAAACAUUUAUAGAUGUUAUAAAAUUCUACAGCAAAUUUGAAAACAAAUACAAGAGUUUUUUUUCCCUGAUAAGGAUAUUUUACGGUGUUUAUGUUGUGUAUAUAUUCGAUAGCCAUCUUUUUUUUCAAGCAUUGUAUGUGUACUGAAAUGUAAUGAUGCAAUACUGAAGCUUUCUAUGUAAAAAGGGCCUGACGUUGAGAAACAAACCAAGCUGGGAGUUCUCCUUUAAUGUUUUACAGUAAUCUGAGGGCUUAUCCUACAGAAAUAUUUAUGGAAGGAUUUUUUUUUACCAUUCUGUUUGUUUAUAAUAUAUGCAACAAAGCUACACUAAGAAGAAAAUAUUGAUGUCUAUUUAGAUUAUUAUUAAAUGGUUGGUACAUAGUUAUUAUGCCCUUUCUCUACUAUAAGCCAUUUUGUUUUUCCCCCUUUCUUUUUAUGAUAGAGGUGUUAUCAGUAUUAAAGAAUUAAUCACAAUUAUCCUUCCAUAUUAUUACCUUUUCUGAUACCAUACGUUUUGGGGAACGAAAAUGACCAUUUCAUGAAAGAUUGAGGGAAAUGUAAAGAAUAUAUUAUAUAUUUCUUUUUUUUUGUCUUUAUCAGAAGCUUUUAAAAAAACGUUAACUCCAGUGUUUUUCUUUUUUCUUCAGCAAAAUGAACUCGUAGGUAAAUAUUGGUGUUAACUGAUCCUCGCCACUGUACAGUGCACUACUAAAAAGUCAAAGCUGAAUCAAAAAGAAAGAGUGUAUUUUAGCCGAUGUAGUGUGUGCGACAAAGACCGGUUGUAGAGUUUGCAUGUGCAUGUGUAUUACCUGAAUGAAGCAAAAAAGAAAAGAAUCACUAUGUGCAAUGUAUUAUUACACUAUUUAAUAUUAGUUUGUUCAAAUAACUGGCAAACGUUUGUGUUAGAGUACACCUUACUAAUAACCUGAUUGUUACUAGUCAACAACUGCAUUACUCACUAUAGCAGUAUGCCAGUUUUUUAAACGUAUUUACUGAAUGUACUGUGUUGGGUUCACUUUGAAACUUGUUUAUGUCCAUGAAGUCUGUAACAUAUUUGAAGAUCAUUGUAAUGCUCUAAUUAGAUUGGACAACGAGACUCAGAGGAGAGAUGGAAAACAAGUUCUAACAGGAAAGUUUUCGGUGAA
Molecule: messenger RNA, 6574 nt
Organism: Engraulis encrasicolus (European anchovy)
Lineage: Eukaryota; Metazoa; Chordata; Actinopteri; Clupeiformes; Engraulidae
Gene: zcchc24
Product: zinc finger, CCHC domain containing 24
Exons: 4
Coding region: 266-1000 (244 amino acids)
Molecular function (GO): nucleic acid binding; zinc ion binding
Source: RefSeq, a predicted model, not a curated record